Molecule: messenger RNA, 1734 nt
Organism: Iphiclides podalirius (scarce swallowtail)
Lineage: Eukaryota; Metazoa; Arthropoda; Insecta; Lepidoptera; Papilionidae
Source: the annotation of a GenBank genome assembly
AUGAUGUCGUUACAAUCGGGCAUUUUGACAUAUUUACGAUGGCUGAUCGCUGUAAACAUUUUAUUGAUCACAAAGGCUGAAGGUGCUGGCCCUCUAGGUGCCCAUUGUCGGACAAGUGCCGACUGCAACGCUACAAAUUCUCAUUGCGACAAAGGAGUUUGCUCCUGUCAACCGUAUUACGCGCAAGUCGACAGCUCCACGUGCCUUCAGUCAACACUAUUGGGAUCCGAAUGCGUGGUGUCGGAACAGUGUACUCUGAAGGUGGCAUUUAGUGCGUGCUUGGAAGGUGUUUGUCGAUGCACCGAUGGCCAUUUACAAUUCAGAAAGCAUACCUGUCUUUCUCCGGCGCCUCCAACUCACGUGUGUUAUAGUAACGAACAUUGUCGCUUAUGGGAUAAGGAGAGUCAUUGUGAAUUCGUCAUCCCUAACCUUUUCGGGAGGUGUGCCUGUAACAGUCUCUUCAGACAAAGCGGCGAUAGAUGCAUUCCGCAGAGACUUCCAGGGCUGUCUACUGAAACGGUGAUCACCGAGCAAGAGGCUGUUAUCGUAGAAGCUAACGGAACGAUCCCGAACACCCAAAUACCUCACAAGAAAAUUACCCUUCCCACCCAUCUUAACCCAGGCUCUGAGGAUCCUUUCGGCCCUCCAAGCUUAUUAGUUGACACAGAAGACGUGCGGCCAAGUAAACUGCCGAUGUUUACCAGCAAGAACGACGUUCUUAGCACGCAAGAGGACAGUCCAUUGAUGCAGGCCGUCAUGAAAGUGCCCACGCUUGCACCAGAGAAGACGCUCCCACCCACCGUAAGGGAAGACGCUGAGCAGAAUGAAUUGAUUCGUGCCGAAGAAAUGACGGCACAUUUGCAUGCCGACCAACCGGUAUACAGGGUGGUAACUCAGCCGUCCACGGAAAAGAAAUCAAACAAAAAGAGCGGAGGAGGGAAGGAGCAUCAAAGUACCGGGAAUAAACCAUACAAAGGCGGACACCAGAAAAAGUCAUCUUUAAAGGAUAAGCAUCGUGUCCGUGCUGAAGUGUCUCCGGUUUUCGAUCUUGGACCAGCGUCCCUCGGAAUGCCUUGCCUAAAGGACUCGCAAUGCCAUCAAGUCGAUCCUAACUCGCGCUGCCUUAAUAAAAGAUGCGACUGCGCUUUUCGCAACAACUCUACUUCAGCCUGCUCAGCGAGGAACAGAGGAUGCUUGCCGGGAACUUUUCAGUGCCGUUCCACCGGCGCGUGCAUAAGCUGGUACUUCGUGUGCGACGGUAGAAAAGACUGUCCCGACGGCUCCGACGAGAAGUGCCAAGGUACUGGCAAAGACGGAACCGGAGAGCGGUGCCCAAUGCACGCGUUCCGCUGCGGAGGGCCAGGGUCUAUGUGCGUCUCGCGCGCUGCUCGAUGUGACGGUACACCCCAGUGCCCUGGCGGAGAGGAUGAGAGGAACUGCCGCGCCACCAGGCGUAAAGGCUGCCCCAGGCACACAUUUAGAUGCGGCUCUGGAGAAUGCCUUCCAGAAUAUGAGUUCUGCAACGCGAUCAUCUCCUGCAAAGACGAAUCUGAUGAACCGUCUCAUCUCUGCAACGAACAGUCGAGAUGGCGUGCUGCGGACUUCUGCCCGCUGCGCUGCGGUAACGGCCGCUGCCGAAGCACCGCCGUGGCGUGCUCGGGGCGUGACGGCUGCGGCGACAACAGCGACGAGAUCGCCUGCUCCGUCUGCAGAUGCCCUGGUCAACCUCAAUCA